GACGGCGGGAGCUAGAGAGGACGAAGGGCUAGAGUGGCCUUGCUAGGGGAGCAGCGGCGGCCCGGACCUGGGCCCCCAGGCGUGCGAGUCGACGGAGGCAACCCAGUACCUUGCUGUUGCCAUGACUGAGGAGUCUGAGGAGACAGUCCUGUACAUUGAACACCGCUAUGUCUGCUCUGAGUGCAACCAGCUGUAUGGAUCCCUGGAGGAGGUGCUCGUGCACCAGAACUCCCACGUGCCCCAGCAGCACUUUGAGCUGGUGGGCGUGGCCGACCCUGGAGUCACAGUGGCUACAGAGACAGCGUCAGGCACCGGCCUCUAUCAGACUCUAGUACAGGAGAGCCAGUACCAGUGCCUUGAGUGUGGGCAACUGCUGAUGUCACCCAGCCAGCUUCUGGAACACCAGGAGCUACACUUGAAGAUGAUGGCCCCCCAGGAGGCAGUGCCAGCCGAGCCACCCCCCAAAGCGCCCGCCUUCAGCUCCAACACCAUCCACUACGAGUGUGUAGAUUGUAAGGCUCUCUUUGCCAGCCAAGAGCUCUGGCUGAGCCACCGGCAGACACACCUCCGGGCCACCCCCACCAAGGCUCCUGCCCCUGUUGUCUUGGGGUCCCCAGUUGUCCUAGGUCCCCCUGUGGGCCAGGCCCGUGUGGCCGUGGAACACUCAUACCGAAAGGCAGAAGAAGGUGUGGAAGGCAUCACUGUCCCCACUGCAGCCACCACUACCACUGAGGUAGUAACGGAGGUGGAGCUGCUCCUCUAUAAGUGCUCCGAGUGCUCCCAGCUCUUCCAGCUGCCCGCCGACUUCCUGGAGCACCAGGCUACCCACUUUCCUGCUCCUGCCCCGGAGGCUGAAGAACCUGCCUUGCAGCCCGAGACCCUGACCCCUUCACCUGCAGAGGUACCGGUGUCUCAGCCUGAUGCCCUGCCAGCCUCUGAUCAUAGUUAUGAGCUGCGCAAUGGGGACACCAUCGGGCGUGAUCGGCGGGCGCGGAAGCCACGGAGGAGCAGCAGCGUAGAGCCGGGGGGCACAGCCACCCAGGAACUCUUUUGCUCAGCCUGUGACCAGAUCUUUCUCUCACCCCAUCAGCUGCAGCAGCACCUGCGGAGUCACCGCGAGGGCGUUUUUAAGUGUCCCCUCUGCAGCCGGGUCUUCCCCAGCCCUUCCAGUCUAGAUCAGCACCUCGGUGACCACAGCAGCGAGUCCCACUUCCUGUGUGUGGACUGUGGCCUGGCCUUUGGCACGGAGGCCCUCCUCCUAGCCCACCGGCGAGCCCAUACCCCAAACCCUCUGCAUUCCUGCCCCUGUGGGAAGACCUUCGUCAAUCUCACCAAGUUCCUUUAUCACCGGCGUACCCACGGGGCAGGGGGCGUCCCUCUGCCCACAACGCCGGUCCCACCCGAGGAGCCUGUCAUCAGUUUUCCUGAACCAGCCCCCACAGAGACCCGAGAGCCAGAGGCCCCAGAGCCCCCCGUGUCUGAGGAGAGCACAGCAGAGCCUGCUGCCCCCAGCACCUACCGCUGCCUCCUGUGCAGCCGCGAGUUUGGCAAGGCAUUGCAGCUGACCCGGCACCAGCGCUUUGUGCACCGCUUGGAGCGGCGCCAUAAGUGCAGCAUUUGUGGCAAGAUGUUUAAGAAGAAGUCUCACGUGCGGAACCAUCUGCGCACGCACACGGGGGAGCGGCCCUUCCCCUGCCCCGACUGCGCCAAGCCCUUCAACUCCCCUGCCAAUCUGGCCCGCCACCGACUCACACACACCGGGGAGCGGCCCUACCGCUGUGGGGACUGUGGCAAGGCCUUCACGCAGAGCUCCACGCUGAGGCAGCACCGCCUGGUCCACGCCCAGCACUUCCCCUACCGCUGCCAGGAGUGCGGGGUGCGUUUUCACCGCCCUUACCGCCUGCUCAUGCACCGCUACCACCACACGGGCGAGUACCCCUACAAGUGUCGCGAGUGUCCCCGCUCCUUCUUGCUGCGCCGGCUGCUGGAGGUACACCAGCUCGUGGCCCACGCGGGGCGUCAGCCCCACCGGUGCCCGUCCUGUGGAGCUGCCUUCCCGUCCUCGCUGCGGCUGCGGGAGCACCGCUGUGCAGCUGCCGCUGCCCAGGCCCCCCGGCGCUACGAGUGCGGGACCUGUGGCAAGAAAGUGGGCUCAGCUGCUCGACUGCAGGCCCACGAGGCAGCCCAUGCCGCCGCUGGGCCCGGAGAGGUCCUGGCUAAGGAGCCCCCAGCUCCCAGGGCCCCAAGAGCCACCCGCACACCAGUUCCUUCUCCUGCAUCCCUGGGAGGUGCAGCCUCCACAGCCCCCGCAGCCCCUGCCCGACGCCGGGGCCUGGAGUGCAGCGAGUGCAAGAAGCUCUUCAGCACCGAAACGUCGCUGCAGGUGCACCGACGCAUCCACACGGGCGAACGGCCCUACCCGUGUCCCGACUGCGGCAAGGCCUUCCGGCAGAGCACACACCUGAAAGACCACCGGCGCCUGCACACCGGGGAGCGGCCCUUUGCCUGUGAAGUAUGUGGCAAGGCCUUCGCCAUCUCCAUGCGCCUGGCAGAACAUCGUCGCAUUCACACGGGUGAACGGCCCUACUCCUGUCCCGACUGUGGCAAGAGCUACCGCUCCUUCUCUAACCUCUGGAAGCAUCGCAAGACUCACCAGCAGCAGCAUCAGGCAGCUGUGCGCCAGCAGCUGGCGGAGGCGGAGGCUGCUGUUGGCCUGGCUGUGAUGGAGACUGCAGUGGAGGCCCUGCCCCUGGUGGAGGCCAUUGAGAUCUACCCUCUGGCUGAGGCUGAGGGGGUCCAGAUCAGUGGCUGAGUGCCCUACUCCCGUGUCGCCACAUGGCAUUGCCGAAGGCCUCUCUAGCUUCCCCUUGUUUGUAUAUACUGUACCCUCUCCCCUCCCACCACCAUGUAAGUGCUGUAAUUGGAUCUAUUCUCUUAGGUGGGUGUUCUGGGGGUCCUUUGCAUAAAGGUGUCCCCCACACACCUAUUUGUUGGCCGCAAAGUGAAGCAGUCAAUAAAGACUGAGUUG
This is a messenger RNA of Dipodomys ordii (Ord's kangaroo rat), 3028 nucleotides long. RefSeq names its product zinc finger protein 574 (gene Znf574). The record is from RefSeq and is a predicted model, not a curated record. Gene Ontology annotation, cellular component: nucleus. The transcript has 2 exons. NCBI's taxonomy places the organism in Eukaryota, Metazoa, Chordata, Mammalia, Rodentia, Heteromyidae. The coding region runs from base 122 to 2812 and encodes 896 amino acids.